This is a messenger RNA of Phycomyces blakesleeanus NRRL 1555(-), 1158 nucleotides long. RefSeq lists its product as hypothetical. The transcript has 4 exons. The record is from RefSeq and is a predicted model, not a curated record. Lineage: Eukaryota; Fungi; Mucoromycota; Mucoromycetes; Mucorales; Phycomycetaceae. Bases 1 to 1158 code for a protein of 385 amino acids.
AUGCGUUUAAAAAUUUCUGUUACUUUAGUCCCUUGGCAGUUGGUGGAGAUUUUACUGGCCCACUAUACCAUCAAUUCAAACAACUACUAUGGCUGUGUUAAUACGCCUACAAGUCUGAAUACAUAUGGGUUUGUCGUGGGAGGAAGUGUUAAUACAGUCGAUACCCAUGUUCACGGCUCUGUGUAUCUUGGGAAAGGAGGAACUGUGAAUCAGGUCCAACAACUGAACCAAGCUUGCGCUUUUGUUGUCGGUGAAGGGACUGGAGAAGUUAAUUUUUAUGAUAUUGGUAUUGGUGCAGUAUAUUCGAAUUAUGUAUUGUCCCUUACGCGACCCACCAUGAUACUCCACUCAAAUGGUGAUUUGACCAAAAUUAUAUCUAGCUCGGGAAAUUCUACACAAUUCAAUGUUUUGACGUUCAAUGUUUGCAGCAACAAAAACUGUAUUAUAUGGAAUGGGCUUCUUUCCUACCCUAAUUCAAUGCUUCAAGGUCAAGGGAACUGGAAUGGUCCCCAAAUACUACCUUGGCCCCCAUCUGGGAUAACAGUCUUCAAUGUUCAUAUUGCUAGUGGAUCCACUUUUAGGCUUUCUAGAAAUAUUCCUACCAUUGGUCUCGAUCCCUGCCGUACAUUAUUUAACUUCUAUCCGGUCAAAGAUGACGGUAGUUAUGAUGCAGUUGGAACAUUCACCCUAGUUCGUGAGACGGGUGGUCCAUUUGGUGGUCUGACUCUUGCUCCUCUGGACGGUACCAGUGUAGCUAUUACUACAUUUCCAGCUUUUACCAGUACCCCCACAAAUACACACACACCUACAGUAACUGUUUCAGUGACCGUUACUGAAACAGAUAGAAGCAUAUGUUUCCCAACUCCAACACCUACAAUAGACGGAGGAGAUGGUACAUGUAUCGCCAAAAAGUGUGCCUCUCAUGGACCAUGCGCUUUCGACCGAGACAGUCCUGAGUGUGCUUAUUUUAAACUCGGAUGUCUACACAGUUAUAUGAACAAGAAUACCCAUCGUUCUAAGCCUAGACCCAAAGCAAUGUACACUCCCGAUAAAAGCCCCAAGGGUUACAGAAUUAAACAAUGUGUAGCCCGUAAGCAUGGGCAUUUGCAACCGAAACAGGCGCCGAAAUGUAAACAAAAAAACAAGGAAUACUUUUGA